GUCCAAUCACGUGAUCGUGUUGUGGGUGUGGUCACCACACCCUUUUGAUUUAAAAUUUUGAAAAAAUGAUGGCGAAUUCCUUUGGACAGCAGCCACCCCAGAGGUUUCCAAUGGCUCGCUCUGUCUCUUCUCCCACUCCUGGGAUGCAGUCUUCAGAAGCAUCACGUGAUACCACAGGUGCUCCUACUGCCAGUGGAGGAGGGGUGGCUAGUGGUACUACUAGUGUCGAUAGGGACCAGGUCUAUAUCUGGAUACUGGAGCUGAUUAAUCCUGAGACUAGAGAGCACGCACUUAUUGAAUUGAGUAAAAAGAGAGAGGUCUUGCCGGACUUGGCUCCAAUGCUAUGGCAUUCGUUUGGUACAAUGGCGGCUCUUCUUCAAGAAAUAGUGGCAAUAUACCCUGCAAUUAAUCCUCCAACUUUAACUGCCCAACAGUCCAACAGGGUCUGCAAUGCUUUGGCUUUGUUACAGUGCGUGGCUUCACACCAGGAGACAAGGUCACAGUUUCUAGGAGCUCACAUUCCUUUGUUCCUUUAUCCGUUCCUACAUACUGUGAGCAAGAAUAGACCUUUUGAGUAUCUCAGAUUAACUAGUUUGGGAGUAGUAGGAGCUCUUGUGAAAACAGAUGAUCAAGAAGUGAUACAUUUUCUUCUAACAACAGAAAUCAUUCCUCUUUGUCUAAGGAUAAUGGAGUCCGGCAGUGAGCUCUCAAAAACUGUUGCUACUUUUAUACUCCAAAAGAUCCUCCUGGACGAGACCGGUCUAGCUUACAUAUGUCAGACUUACGAGAGAUUCACUCACGUCGCUUUGAUACUGAACAAAAUGGUCGAGUCCUUAUCUAAAGAACCUUCGGCUCGUCUUUUAAAGCAUGUUGUGAGGUGCUACCUCAGACUCACUGAUCACCACAGGGCACGUGAGGCUCUUACUCGUAUAAUCCCUGAUCAACUAAAGGACACUACAUUUAGCUCCUGUCUAAAGGAAGACUCUGCUACCAAGAAGUGGCUGAUACAGCUGCUACAAAGCAUUGGGGUUGAGAGCCCGUUCACUGAGAACACUGUGGCUUAAAAUAAUUUAUUAACAUCAUGUCAUUAUUAUACUAGUUAUACUAACUGUGCAAAAACCCAGAAAUGACAUUAAUAAUACCAAAAAUUACCAAUGAUUACUUUCCGUAUAUCCUCGUA
Molecule: messenger RNA, 1180 nt
Organism: Amphimedon queenslandica
Lineage: Eukaryota; Metazoa; Porifera; Demospongiae; Haplosclerida; Niphatidae
Product: cell differentiation protein RCD1 homolog
Exons: 9
Coding region: 66-1064 (332 amino acids)
Biological process (GO): mRNA catabolic process
Cellular component (GO): CCR4-NOT complex
Source: RefSeq, a predicted model, not a curated record